AUGGACAACCUCGUGUGGGUCAGCCAGAGCGAGAUGCCUGGCGUGCUCACGCAGGGCUGCGACGACAACUCGUCGUACCCGCCUGCCUUCACGUCGUACCUUUCCAGGCAGGCCGUGCCAGGGGAGAGACCAGUCGGGCGGGGCCAGGACGCUGGUAAGUCUGGCCAUUUCCGCACGCCGUUUUUUCGUUUUCCCGCGUGCUGUUGUUUUGAGGCGCCAGCCCGCGGCCGUCUGGUCUUCGCUCUCGAAGGGCGACGGUCUGGCAC
Molecule: messenger RNA, 266 nt
Organism: Prorocentrum cordatum
Lineage: Eukaryota; Dinophyceae; Prorocentrales; Prorocentraceae
Source: the annotation of a GenBank genome assembly